Lepus europaeus (European hare) is the source of this 1614-nucleotide messenger RNA. RefSeq names its product chromosome 18 C17orf67 homolog (gene C18H17orf67). The record is from RefSeq and is a predicted model, not a curated record. Lineage: Eukaryota; Metazoa; Chordata; Mammalia; Lagomorpha; Leporidae. The transcript has 8 exons. The coding region runs from base 773 to 1177 and encodes 134 amino acids.
CAAAGUAUCUCUAGACAAUGCAGGUUUGUUUCAGAAGACUGAACAGCAAGGCCAAGCCUCGCCCUGUUUGUGACGCUUCCAGGAGUAGACAAGCUGACAGCGUCCUUGAGACAGAACCUGGAUUCAGCUCCCCUGAGAAGACGCCACGUGGGAAGGCCGUGGGCAGGGUCUCGGGAAGUUGAUGAUCCUGUGUCUGAGAGGGGGAUGAGUGUGCAGAUCUGGCUUGCCCUGCUCAGGGAUGGGCCACGUACACCACGGUGGUCCUGUGGAUUAUGUCGCCUGGCGAUGUCAUAGCCCUGGUGAUUGGCGUCAGUGACACUUUGUGACGUUCUCACAAUGACAGAGUUACCUAACGAUACAGUCCUGAGUGUAACUCAGAUGCAUGACUGCAUCACUGUGGAUUGGCAACCUAGCUUUCUCAGGCCUCACUGUCUGAUGAAGACGUCAGUUAACAUAGCAGGGACGUGCUCUCGAGCACUACCGCAUCGUCUCUCUCCACCUCCGGCGGAGUCCCUGGGACGCCUGGCAGCUUCUUCAAGAGUUAGGUUCCUGGCCUGGAGUUUCUUUCCCAUGACCUUGGCUGACCCAGUUCUGCUCUCUACUCUGCCACCUUGUGGAUUUGUUGGGAAUCGCACCUUCCGCAGAGCAUCCAGAUCAUUGCUGCUGCAGGCAGAAUGGAUCGAAGCAAAGGGAAGGGAAGCUGGGAGACGGGGCAGGAGCCUGGAGCAGGAAGCUGCGUGGACGGUAACGGAGGCGUGGACUCAGGGCGGGGAUGGCUCUGGACCCCCGCUGUCCACCUGGCAGGCACCAGCCACCUGCGGCUCUGAGCUCUGGGACCCUGCGAAGGCUGGUGCACCCGAGCUGGGAGGACUCACUCAGCGACCGCGGACACAGGACGCUGUGCAGGAUGAAGAUGUUUCUGCUCCUCCUCAUCACCGGGCUGAUUUUCUGCUCAGAGGCCUCCCCGCUGCUCCUGACGGAAAAGCAGGCGAAGCAGCUCCUGAGAUCCCGGAGGCAGGAGUGGCCCCGCAAAGCCGGCUUCCGUGACGAGCCCAUGCGCGAGUACAUGCUGCACCUGCUGGCCCUGGAGCAUCGUGCUGAAGAGCAGUUCCUGGAGCACUGGCUGAACCCACACUGUAAGCCCCACUGUGACAGGAAUCGGGUCCACCCCGUGUAGGGGGCUCGGGCCCAGCCUGCAAGCAUCAUGAUAGGCAAUGGCCUGGACAAUGCCAAAACAGGAUAAACUUCUCCUUUCAUUUGUUUGCAAACUGUGGAGAUGGAUUUCUGCAGACCUUGUGAACUGUUGGGUGUGCCAAAGCUUGCCUUGGGGAUGGCAAAUAUAUAUGCCGCUUCAAUAGACUAACCUGCAUGAAUCUUUGCAAUUAAUAGCUUUAAGUGUGGCUCCCAUUGCCCUCAAACAUCUCCUGCUGACUCAUCAGGCUGGGCAGACAGAUUCUUCCCUGGGACUGACAGAGCUGGAAUCUCUGGACCGGGAGCCAGGGCAGCUGCCUGGCCAUGACUUCCCUGCAAUGAGGCACAUCACGUGGGGCCAUUGAGUUUAUGGUCAAGUAUUUUUCUCUUUCUGUCUCUGUCCUAAUAAAUGCUGAUGUCAAA